AUGUGUUGCUGUUUGUUUAACUUCAGACUGACUCAGAUCAGAGAUGAGUGUUGUGUGGAGGAGAGGAGGACAGAGCAGAGUCUGCCAGCGCCAGCUGUCGUCUAUGAAGAGUGCUGGUCCAAUGAUCAUCCUCCAACCUUCAGUCUGAAGGAUCCAGUCCUACCUUCAAAAGCUCUGGACUCAGGUUCUUUGCAGACGUGCUUCACCGAACCUAUACUGGUACCAUCUGGCUUCAUCAGGAGACGCUCCCUGUCCCAGUCUGGAGAAAAGACCCAGAAACAAGACAAAACUGUUCGUGCAGAUCGGAUGCGAGGUGGCAGGAACAAGUUUGGCCCCAUGUACAAGCGUGAUCGUGCCCUCAAGCAGCAGAGGAAGGCUUUGAUUCAAGCAAGUGGAUUCAGAAUAGAGAGUAGCCCACUUCUGGUCUCCUCAACCCAUCAGAGAGACUUAACCUUCACUGGUGGCCUCCACCAAGUCCCAGUCCUUCACAGCACUUCCCUACCUGCAGCACAGAAUGAUCGCAUCGGCUACCAGCCUCAGUCACUGCUCCUGCCCUCAUACUCACCGGCUGCCACCCAGUACCAGGGCACCUCCUUCUCAAACUGGACCAUCAAGUCUGAGCGCACCAACAACUGCGCAAGUUCACCAGGCCCCGCUACAGGGGUAGGCUCAGACGAGCUGCACUUGAGAGCUUUCUCUCCGCAAGGUCCCAGGAUGCCUCAGCUAGUGAUGGAGUUCCUGCGCUGCGAUCCAGAUGAGCUCCAGCUGCAGAGCAAGAUCACCGCCCGUCUCCUACAGGAGCAGACCGUCUGGGAGAAACACGGAAACCUCAACACCUUCAGCCUGAUGUGCCUCAUGGCUGACCAGACGCUCUUCUCCAUCGUGGAGUGGGCACGCACAUCCAUCUUCUUCAAACAGCUGAAGGUGAGUGACCAGAUGAAGUUGCUGCACAGUUGCUGGAGUGAUCUAUUGCUCCUGGACAUCAUCUCCAGACAGGUCCUGUAUGGCAAAGAGGGCAGUCUGCUUCUGGUCACUGGACAGGAGAUGGAGCUGUCAGCCAUAACUUCUCAUGCUGGUCCUACCUUGGUCAGCCUAGUCCAGAGAGGACAGGAGCUGGUUGAGAAGCUCCACAUUCUAAAAGUGGACCGCCAAGAGUUUGCAUGCAUCAAGUUCCUUGUCCUCUUUAACCCAGAUGUGAACCAGCUUGAAGACCAUCAGUUCAUAGAGAGUGUUCAGGAGCAGAUUGAGGGAGCCCUGCUAGAGUACACACUGUGCGACUCUUCUCACCUCCUUGGGCGCUUUGCUCAUCUGCUGCCGUGUUUGACAGAGUUACGCUCUCUCAGCAGCCUCGCCGAAGACUACCUGUACUGCAAACACCUGAGUGGUGAGGUUCCCUGCCACAACCUGCUCAUUGAGAUGCUCCAUGGCAAGCGCAGCUGGGCAUGA
Molecule: messenger RNA, 1446 nt
Organism: Morone saxatilis (striped sea-bass)
Lineage: Eukaryota; Metazoa; Chordata; Actinopteri; Moronidae
Product: nuclear receptor subfamily 5 group A member 2-like
Exons: 7
Coding region: 1-1446 (481 amino acids)
Biological process (GO): hormone-mediated signaling pathway; regulation of transcription by RNA polymerase II; tissue development
Cellular component (GO): RNA polymerase II transcription regulator complex
Molecular function (GO): nuclear receptor activity; RNA polymerase II cis-regulatory region sequence-specific DNA binding
Source: RefSeq, a predicted model, not a curated record